UUCAGCAAAACGAAAGUAAAUUUCUUCUCAGAGCUUCUCGCAGCUUCGCCAUUUUGUGAGGGAGAGACACGCAGCGGUUCUGUGUUUUUUAUGGGCAAAAACAACAGCUUUUCUACAGAUUCUUGCAGUUCUGAGAGAAAUAAAUUCACUCUCUGACUGUAGAAAUUGGUCUUCUGCUGAGGCAGAGCCACACCACAGUGAGCGAAAUGCAGUAUGUUUGGGUGAUAUUACUGUUCCUCCCCUGCGCUCUUUCACAGUUUACAGGGAAGUUUGAGGUGGUGGGUCCAGAAGCUCCUGUUUUCAGUGUUUCUGGUUCUGAUGUCGUUCUGUCGUGUUCUGUACGAGAGCUACAUAGUCAAAACAUCAUGGUGAACACUGUGGAUAUGAACGUUACUUGGUCCAGAUCAGACCUGAGAGAUUCACUGGUUCAUCUCUACGGGAAUCAUAAAAAUCUAAACACAGAUCAGAAUCCUUCUUACAGAGGAAGAACCGCUGUGUUUAAAGAGCAGCUGAAGAAUGGAAACGCCUCACUGAAACUCUCCAACAUUCGGGUUUCUGAUGAAGGAGAAUACACAUGCAGAGUUGACUCUAAGAUCUGGGAGGAUUCUAAAACUUUUAAACUCUCAGUUGAAGCUGUGGGAAGUGAACCAGUGAUCACUAUGGAGAAAUAUGAAUCAGGAAAGUUCAGUUUACUGUGUGAAUCUAAAGGCUGGCGUCCUGAACCUGAGCUUCAGUGGAGGAACAGUAAAGGAGUUAAUCUGACUGCAGAAACAGAAACUCAGGCAGUCGCUGAUCUCUUUAAUGUGAAAAGCAGAAUCACAGUAGAGAAAAUUGACUCAUACUACUGCUCAGUGACACAGAGAGUUCAUGUGAAGGAGGGAUGGAUCGAUGCUCAAUCCCUGUUUGAGCAUGUACCCAGUGAAGCUGGGAAAAUUGUUGGAAUUACCAUUGGUGUACUUUUACUUGUGGGUGUCCUGCCUGGAGUCGUUUUUUACAUCUGUAACGAAAGAAGGAAAAGACAGGAAGAAAUCAGGAAAGUCAAAUCAUUACUGAACUCAGACGGAGACGAUCGUCUCAAACACCAGGACCUCUCUCCACGUCAGUGGAAUUAUGUGGAGUUUACUUUACUGAAGUCUGAAGAGGAUCUGAAAGAGUUUAAUCUGAGGAAGUUUGACCCGUCAGAUAGAGGAGUUCAGAAGCUGAAGAAAGUGAUCGCAUCAUCCAAAAAAGCUCUGCUGGAAGACUGUAAUCUCUCAGACUACAGCUGUGCAGAUCUGGCCAAAGUUCUGAAAUCAGAGAAUUCACUGGAAGAGCUGAACCUGAGUGAUAAUAAACUACGAGAUUCAGGAGUGGAGAAACUCUGUGACGGGCUGAAGGAUACAAAAUGUAAACUGAAGAUACUGAGGUUGGAAGACUGUAAUGUCACAGAGGAAAGCUGUGCAGUUCUGGCUGACGUUCUCACAUCAGAGAACUCUAAACUGAUAGAGCUGAACCUGAGUCUGAAUAAACUACAAGAUUCAGGAGUGUAUUCUCUCUGUUGGAGGCUGAAUAGUGAUAACUGUAAACUGGAGAAACUGAGGCUGGAAGACUGUGGUCUCACAGAGAACAGCUGUGCAUUUCUGGCCGGCUUUCUCAAACCAGUGAACUGUAAACUGACAGAGCUGCACCUGAGUAAGAAUAAACUACAAGAUUCAGGAGUGAAGAAUCUCUGUGACGGACUGAAGGAUAAAAAGUCUAAACUGCAGAUACUGAGACUGGAAAAAUGUGAUCUCACAGAGGGAAGCUGUGCAGGUCUGGCCUCAGUUCUGACAUCAGAGAAUUCACUGAUAGAGCUGAACCUGAGUAAGAAUCGGCUACGAGAUGGAGUGGAGAGUCUCUGUGACGGACUGAAGGAUAACAACUGUAAACUACAGAUACUGAGACUGGAAGAAUGUGGUCUCAAUGAGGGAAGCUGUGCAGGUCUGGCCUCAGUUCUGACAUCAGAGAAUUCACUGAUAGAGCUGAACCUGAGUAAGAAUUGGCUACGAGAUUUAGGAGUGGAGAGACUCUGUGAAGGACUGAAGCAUAACAACUGUAAACUACAGAUACUGAGGUUGGAAGAAUGUGCUCUCACAGAGGGAAGCUGUAAACAUCUGGCCACAGUUCUCCAAUCAGUGAACUCUAAACUGAUAGAGCUGAACCUGAGUAAGAAUUGGCCACAAUAUUCAGGAGUGAAUAAACUCUGUGACGGACUGAAGGAUGAAAAAUGUAAACUGGAGAAACUGAGGUUGGAAGAAUGUGAUCUCACAGGAAGAAGCUGUAAAGAUCUGGCUGAAGUUCUCAAAUCAGGGAACUCUAAACUGAAAGAGCUGCACCUGAGUAUAAAUCCAAAUGUGGAAGAUUCAGGAGUGGAGAAACUCUGUGUCGGGCUGAAGAAUGAACACUGUAAACUGGAGAUACUGAGGUUGGAAUACUGUGAUCUCACAGGAAGAAGCUGUAAAGAUCUGGCUGAAGUUCUCCAAUCAGGGAACUCUAAACUGAAAGAGCUGCACCUGAGUAUAAAUCCAAUUGUGGAAGAUUCAGGAGUGGAGAAACUCUGUGUCGGGCUGAAGAAUGAACACUGUAAACUGGAGAUACUGAGGCUGGCUGGAUGCAGUAUUAAGAAUGAAGGCUUUGCUGAUCUGGCUUCAGCUCUAAAAGAAAACCCCUCAUCACCUUUAAAAGAGCUGGAUCUGAGCGGUAAUGAAAUAAAAGAGUCAGAACUGAAGCUGUUACCUGAGCUAAGGACUAAAUUUCCUAAACUGAAAGUAAAGCUGGACAAAUGCAGGAUUAAAGUUGAAAGCUUCACUGCUCCGGCUUCAGAAAACCCCUCAUCACCUUUAAAAGAGCAGGAUCCGAGUGGUAAUGAACUAGAAGAGUCAGAACAGAAGCUGUUACCCGAUGAUGAUACAUUAGUCUAAUCUGAAAGUGAAAAUCUGAAUCUCAAUGAGGAUAUUUUACAUGGAAAAGAAGAGAAGAUGAAUAUGAAGCGUACACACACACACACACACACACACUCACACACACACUCACACACACACACUCACACACACACACACACACACACACACUCACGCACACACACACUCACACACACACACACACACACACACACACACACACACACACACACACAAUGUGAUUCUUGUAUUGUGUUCUUGGUCAAAAGUUAAACACCUGGAGUGACAUGGUUUGUAAACCAACCCCACAUGUUUGAAGAUGAACCAACAUUGAUGGGGACUGAAUGGCAUCAGGGUUAGUCAGCAAUAAUGACCCCCUACUGAAGUCAUUCUGCUAAUGUUUCUAUUUGUUAUAUUAAUCACCUGAUAUGAUGAAGUGUAGAUACUGUAGAUAUGUUCAAACUGUUCGGUUCCAGUUGUAUCUGUCUUGGAUAAGAUUAGGAUUAGGCAGGAAGUGAAGAGUCAGUUGUAAGAUAGCUAGCUAACUGUGAUGGCUAGAGAAGUGGGACAGAACAUCUUCAAAACAUCAGGCCGGUCUUGUGAGGUGUUUCCAGUGUCGCAGUGGUGUGAACAGCAGUUCAGUAUUAAUCCGCUUUAGUUUAGAGAAGUGUGUUUAAGUUCAGGUGAGCUUUAUCAGGUGUCAUUUUUAACUUCACCACUAGAGAGUGAGGAGCAGUGAGAGGUUAGGGGCUCUAUCUUACACCCUGUGCAAGGCGUGUCGUGCUCAUUGCUAUCUUACACCUUGUCAACAGUCUAUUUUCAUGCCUGCCACCUGCGUUGUUUAAAUAGUGAAGCUGUUUAUUAAUAUAUCUACACUAAAGGGCAUGAUCUGGAAGUGAGGUGUGUUUAUGUAAAUUUCUUGCGUACUACUAUCUUGACAAUGGAAAACACAGAUGUGCCACAAGAUUAAAUAACAUGAUUGUCUAUGGUUUGUAUAUCUUUAGUUAAUUCAUUAAUUUUCUAUUUCUAAUCCUGCAGUAGAAAAACAGAGAACAACCCUUUUUUUUUAUUUUUUCUUGUUUUUUUUUUUUUUUUUUUUUUGUUUAUUAUUGUGGCUAAUUAGGGCCUGAGCUGCAGAUUUUAGCACAAACUGAAAGUUUUAAUACAGGGGUAUUUAUUCUGCUGGUAGAUAUAGCGUAGACCUGUAAAGUUAGGAUAAGUAUUGAACAAUUUUGUGAUUUAAUUAAAACUCUGGUGCUGAGAUGUUUAUGCGCAUUGGGAUCCUGUGUGUUCAGAGAGGGAAUUCUGAGGUUAAUGUGAGGAAGUUUUUCACAGAUUAUGGCUUGAGGAAAAAAAAGUACAAUGUAUAGAAAUUUGGAGCUUCCUGUGGCAAAUGCAGCAUGCCAGCCAAAAUCAACCAGCUUAAAGGAUAUUAUAUAUCAAGUCUUAUAUUUUCAGUAGUAAAUGAUAAAAUGAUCAGGAUGUAUCAUCAGAUUAGGGAAACAUGCUGAGUUAAAGCACUGGCAGCUCUUGUCAGCAGCGCUUCAGACAGUAUGUGCCUAUUUGGACUGUUCAGUGCAUCACGUAUCUGUGUUUGUUUUGGCCCCUGACUCCACCUGCUACUCAUUCCCCAACUAACUCCACCCCUGAGGUUGCCAGUACACAACAGCCAGCAAGUGGUGCUGCAGCAUGGAAGCUCUAGCAAGCAGGGCUGGUUCAGUUAAACCUCAGCUGCUACACAGCCUAAAAAGCCUCAGCAUAUCUCAAAAAAGCUCAGUGACCAAAAAAGGAAUAAAACAAGAGUCAAUAUUGGCAGGGAGUUUCACAUUUUCUUGCUCGCAGGGCAGACAACUCUCUGUAGUGUUUUGAAAUUGGACUGCUGUAGCUAUUUUACACGCUCAUGCUCAUUUCCUACUGAAUGCUCCUUUAAUAAAAAAUGUGUUUCUGUUAUGUUUAUAUAAUGUUUACAGUUUAACAUGAUUUAGCUCUUCAUUUUUUGCUCUUCCUUUCAUUAAUCUCAAAAUACCCCCUCUGGACACUCAGGUUCCCAAUGCGCAUAAAGAUCUCAGCAUAUGUUUCCCUGUUCUUCACCAUAGAUUUAAUUCAAUCACAAAAUGCUACAAUACACUCAUUCUAGUUCUACUGUUUAUGCUAUCUACCAGCAAUAUAACUACCCUUGUUUCAGACUAAGACUUUUGCCAAUAAGUUUCACUUCAAUUUAUUUUUGUUCAUAUUAUGUUUUUGUAUUUUGAUGUUUUAAGUUUAAUUACAGUCUAGUAAACUGCUUGCUUUCCUUGAACCAAAAUAUUUAAAUAUAUUUAAAAUAGGAAAAGGAGUUGUUCUUCUUUUUCUAUGGAAGGAUUAAGAAUGGAAACCCAGUUACUGAAAGGUAUACAGACCCUAAAUGCACACAAAAUAUAGGUCACUGUUAUAUUACUUAAAUUACCUUAAAUAACCUUUACAGCAUGAACCAGCAGGUCAGUUUCCUCUGAUGAGAAGCGAGGACAAAUCGUUGAGCUACGCCGUUAAGAUAGCAAUCCGCUAUAUUAGUCGGAGCACACCUGGCUCUUAAAAGGAAUGGCAAGAAAACACACGGAUUGGUUUAUUUCACAUUACACCCAAAACACACCCAUGAUAAAUUAAGAUAAUUAGUACAUGCGUUUUGCAUGUUUCGAGUUGCGCAAGGCAUACUUUUUCUGUAGUUACGAUAGCAAAGACACACUGACACGACUUAAAUUAAGCUGCAUAGGGCACCGUCGAUUGGUCAGCUAUAGAUGGCUAAAAAAGGGCCUUAUAUAGCUGUGGGAAUUCCUCACUGCAGUGAAAGAACACCGUCUUAUUCUUCAUGUUUGUUUUCUAUAUAUAUAAAGGUAAAACUAACAGGAAGCUGUGCAGCAGUAGUGUUUUAAUGUAAAUAACCUCUGUGUGUUCUACUUUGUGUUGUUUUUUGUUGACAUUGACUGAUGUCAUUGUGUUACAUAUGCAUUUAAUCAUGUUACAUAUUCAAUACAUAUAGUAUGUAAAAUAUCAUUUAGGGGUUUAAUGUCAGGCAGAAAAUGUAGAAAUUCUGGCCUGUUAAGGGGUUUAAUGCCGUAUUCUCUGGUUUACUCUGCCUUUCAGUGAUCAUUUUCAGUAAAUCAUAAAUAAUGAAAAGUGAAUCGGUUCUUUUCUUGAACUUCUUGAUUCUUAAUUCCAAAUGGGAGCAUGCACGGGGGCGGGGCUGAUGUCAUCACUGAUAUUUUUUUAUAUAUAUUUUUAUAGAGAUUCUCUCCUGUCAGACAGCUUACUGCUCACAAAGCAUAAAUUCCAUAAAUCUAUUAUGUUUUUAUUUGAAAUUAAGAAUAACUAACACGUUGUUAAUCUUUUCAGUUUUUUUUCUUUUAUUAUUAAUAAAAAAUACCAUGUUUCUUCUUGUAUUAUUCCAUUAAUACUUUCCUAAUGUUUGAGGUUUUUGCUGUGAUAUUAUUUCAGCAUUGAGAUAUUUAGGCAUGUAUUGUAUUAAAAGUCAUAACUUUUUUUUGUAUUGUGACAACACUUUGUUACAGUUUGUUACUAUAUGCACAGUGUGAACUUAAGAAAUAAAACUUAUCUAAAAAAAGGAAA
This is a messenger RNA of Astyanax mexicanus (Mexican tetra), 6521 nucleotides long. Its product is annotated as ribonuclease inhibitor-like. The transcript has 18 exons. Gene Ontology annotation, molecular function: protein binding. NCBI's taxonomy places the organism in Eukaryota, Metazoa, Chordata, Actinopteri, Characiformes, Acestrorhamphidae. The record is from RefSeq and is a predicted model, not a curated record. The coding region runs from base 207 to 2939 and encodes 910 amino acids.